Molecule: messenger RNA, 613 nt
Organism: Monomorium pharaonis (pharaoh ant)
Lineage: Eukaryota; Metazoa; Arthropoda; Insecta; Hymenoptera; Formicidae
Product: probable salivary secreted peptide
Exons: 1
Coding region: 87-473 (128 amino acids)
Source: RefSeq, a predicted model, not a curated record
AGGCCGAUCGCCCGUUAUACCGCCAGACCUCAAGUAGUCUUCCUGUAGCAAUAGCGACGUGAUUUUCUAGUGUGAAAUAAGCCAAAAUGUCAGCGUACAAGUAUAUAAUCGGUCUGACCGUUCUGGCCGCCGUACUGUUGACUGUCAGCACUUUACCCGCUGAUGAAGCUGUUGCUACUUACGAGUCGCAUAAUUUGAUCAUCGGCUCUAGAAUGCCCGGCGACAAACUUGUUUUUGAAGAAAAUCUCGUGAAGAGUUCUUCCUGGAUGCAAAUUGUGAAAAUUGAGAGGACCUUCUAUGUCCCAACAGGGCAGCGUAUCACUAUGGUUGAAGCAUUGGAUCAGAAGACAAACGGAAACGGUGCAUAUGCUAGUAUUCUGAAUGGUGGACCUGGGCACAGCAACGUCACUAUGAAGUUCAAAAGUCAAAGAAGUCACGGCAUUAACUUUGUCUUAAGACUUUAUUCACGAUAAUCAACCACCUUCUUCUGUGAUUGGAACGGCAAUUUCUGGAUGCGAUUAGGCUAACGAAGUAAAAUAACCAAUUUUAACAGCUAUUUCACACACCUAGUUCUGAGCGAUUUAUUAAAACACUGUCACACUUGCUACUAAAA